Arabidopsis lyrata subsp. lyrata is the source of this 2382-nucleotide messenger RNA. RefSeq lists its product as uncharacterized. The transcript has 8 exons. Gene Ontology annotation, biological process: mRNA destabilization. Lineage: Eukaryota; Viridiplantae; Streptophyta; Magnoliopsida; Brassicales; Brassicaceae. Gene Ontology annotation, molecular function: mRNA binding. Gene Ontology annotation, cellular component: cytoplasm. The record is from RefSeq and is a predicted model, not a curated record. Bases 485 to 2062 code for a protein of 525 amino acids.
AUAUGUAUUUUGUUUUGCAUACUUUUGAUAUAAGAUGAUUGUAUCAACUCUUGUAUUCGAUUUUCGAUGCAAUCAAUGAAUUAGACGUUAUACAAGAAAAAGACAAGCACUCCGAGAUUUUUUUAGACGAAUCUUGACACUCUAAACAUUCAAAUUUUCGUAACCGAACAAAUAUCGAAUCUCGGAUAAUUUAAUUCAACCGCUGCAUUGGUUACAAAUGUUUGAGUUUUGAAUUUUGUCCUAAGGGGAAUUGUGACUUUGUGAUUAAAAAGCCUUGCAUAAAUCCGAAGAAGAAAAGUGAAUGGGACUAGUACUACAUUGAAAAACGAAAAGGCUCAAAACCGCUUUAAAAGGAAGGAACCCUCUCUAAUAUUUUUCGUAUUAACUCUUACAGGGCCCACAACAGUUGCAAUAGUCUUUCAAAAUUCUUCUCUAAUCUCACAAAAACCUCUCCGAUCUCUCUCUCUCUCUCUCUCAGAUCUCCAUGGAUCCCGCUUCUUCUUCCUCAAAUCAGCGCAACCGAAUCGUCUCUUCUGGGGAAAGACCAGUGAUGGCGGAUAAUGGCGUCCAACAGCAGGUUUCUCACGAAAAUGAAAGAAACAUUGCUUCUUCUUCUUAUUCUUCUUCUUCAAUUGUUCCUUCUCCUGAUCCCGCUCCUUACUAUAACGUUCUUCAAACCCCUACCAAUCUCUAUCACUACGAUUGGGAUGUCGCACAUUCUGGUUACGCACAAGGCAUCAAUAGUUGGGAUGGUUAUCCACGAUAUGCUGCUACUACCCCUGAAGGCCUGCAUGUCCCACCGGUUGUCUACAAUGACAAUUCAUCUCUUGUGUACCAAUAUCCUGAUUAUGGAUUCAACCCUUAUCCUUCUAUAAUGUUGGAGGGCCAAAUUCCAGUCUCUCCAGCUUAUUACCCACCUUAUGGUGCACCUUCUGCUAUGCAUUAUAUACCCUCAGAUAUUGACCCAACAUCUGCUUAUAUGAUUCCUUUUGGGCAAUAUGGUGGAGCCAAUUAUUCCGGGAAUCAAGGGGACACCUCUUUAACAUCUCAUAUACCUUAUCCUCAAACGAUGGGUAUACUUGGGCCAUAUGACCAUACUGCUUCACAGGUACCGUUGCAUGGGAGUGGGGUUGCUUCAAGCUCUUCUUUGGGAGGUUACUAUCAUGUAGGAUCUUACCAGAGUCCCAACUCUAUCUCCUCAUAUUAUGGAGCUGAUAAUCGAGCCAGAUUAACCCCCGACCUAGGUAAACGGCGAGAGAAGGAGCAGGGAUCUGUAUCUAUGACCAAUGAUCUGUAUGGUAACCGAGGACCAAGGGCAUCCAGCAGGGUAAAGAGCAAAAACAGCUCUAAACUUUGCUCUACUACUGGUGAUUCAACGAGUGAUUCAAGUACAGCUGGACCAAAUCCCAGUUUGUACAACAACCCAGAAUUUGUGAUAGAUUACAAGAAUGCCAAAUUCUUUAUCGUCAAGUCAUUUAGUGAAGACAAUGUCCACAGAAGUAUCAAGUACAAUGUCUGGGCUAGCACACCGCAUGGCAACAAAAAAUUAGAUACUGCUUAUCGGGAUGCUGAGAAGAUGGGUGGAAAGUGUCCAAUCUUUCUGUUCUUUUCGGUAAAUGCUAGUGGACAAUUCUGUGGGGUGUCGGAAAUGGUUGGACCUGUAGAUUUUGAAAAGGAUGCUGGUUACUGGCAGCAAGACAGGUGGAGUGGGCAGUUCCCAGUGAAAUGGCAUAUUGUGAAAGAUAUACCGAAUAACCGAUUUUGUCAUAUUCUUUUACAAAACAAUGACAACAAGCCGGUAACGCACAGCCGAGAUUCUCAGGAGGUGAAGCUACGUCAAGGGAUUGAGAUGCUUAGAAUUUUCAAAGAAUAUGAGGCACACACAUCAAUCCUCGAUGAUUUCGGCUACUAUGAUGAGUUAGAGGGGCAAAAGGUGGGAGAAGAUGGAACAAGGAAAGAAGCUGGGGAAGAAGAGACCUCCGUGGAGCAGUUAUCAGAGCGUCUUCAAGCUGUCACAGUAGAAGAUGGCAAGGAGGAAAAAGAAGAGUUAAUAGCUGAUUGAUACAGUAAUCGUAAGUAGAAGGAGACAUUCUUUUUGGCAACAAUAAGCAAAUGGGGGUCGUCUGUUUUUCUUUUUGGGUGGGGGGAUGUAUACUAAAAAGCUAAGGAUAAAAAAUCCAAUUCCUUGUAGGCUUGUAAGCAAUUAUGAUUUAAUUUUCUCUUGUAGCAUUAGGUCGAAACGGCGACGUUUUAGGUUAUAACAAAAAAAAGAAAGAAUUGAUGUCAUGUUUCUUUGGAUUUUAAUCUCAUCGCCCCCUGUGGUGGAAUCAAUUUCUACUUAGCCCCUGUUCUAAAAUAAAAUUAUACAAGUGUUUAUUUUAA